AUGAACAAUAACAGCUAAAAUUUUUAAUAUCAGUACCUUCAAGACCCUCAGUAUAGUAAUAACAGCUAUAAUCCUUAAUAGGUUUAAUUAAACUAACCAUUAAUUUACAAUCAAAAUAGCAAUUAUAAUGAGUUUAGCUAUCAAUAUCCUUAGUAUUCAGUAGGAAUAAAUUAAAACAAUUAUCAAUAAAAUUCAGCUUUUGUGAUUAACACAAAUCCAAAUCUCAUAAAUAUUUAAUACUCAAGUCCUGAAAUAAUAUAUUGCACAGCUUCAAUUAAAUCUACAAAAAAAAUAGUAAUGAUGGAGUAGGAGUGA
Molecule: messenger RNA, 315 nt
Organism: Tetrahymena thermophila SB210
Lineage: Eukaryota; Ciliophora; Oligohymenophorea; Hymenostomatida; Tetrahymenidae
Product: transmembrane protein, putative
Exons: 1
Source: RefSeq, a predicted model, not a curated record